AUUACUUAAAUAUGCUGCGAACAAUUUUCAAUUCAAAUCAAUUAGAAUCAAUUUCUAAAAGGUCAACUUCAGCAUUCACCUGUUAAAUACUUCUGCAUAAUGAUGCUAUUGCUAAUUACAAAGAUGCUUUUGUUAAUUUAAAUAAAGCUGAAAUACAUAAAAUAUAAAUAUUAAAUGAAGAACUGCUACAUUGCUCCUUUAUAUUGAUGUAAAUGGGAUAUUCUCAUUGUAAACUUGGAAGAAAAGAAAAAAAAAACCUGAUCCAUGAUCUGAUCACCUGAUCCAAAUGGUGAAAACUUUUCCGCCUUGUGGAUUUGAGUUAAUCCAACAGAGAGAAUUUGGUCACCUCUGAGCUUGUGUAGCGGCUCAUCUAUCAGAGGACCUCAUUAGAAGAUUAUCAGUCCUCUGAGUCACAGUCAUGCCUGGACAGGCUCCUCUAUCCGACAGCCAUCAUAAUGCCGAUCAUUAAUUAAUCACCUCAUGACAAACAAGCUGAUCUCAACAUCACCACUGCGCCUACUUCCCCUCUAUAAUGUAAUUAACGCCCAUUUGGGUGGCGAUAAUGAUGACCCAUAGCGGGAAAAACACAAACAAGAGCAUUUUUUCCCAUUAGAAUGAAAGGCUUAUAAAAGCCCAUAUCACAGUGACGGGUGAAAUACAACACAGGGAGAGAGAAAAUAAAUUAAUAUAGAUGAGGCAUCUUUUGCUAAUGGAUGGAACAUUUCUAAGUAUAUCCAAAGAAGUCAAAUGCAUCGGCAGAACAUAGGCAAACAACGAACGAGUGACAUCUCAAAGCAAUAAUAUACGAAGCAUACACGACAGAGACUUGGUCAAAAUGAACGAGUCUAUCGCCAACUUCACUUUCUCGCCGACUCUGCUCUACGUCAACACGACUUUUAUGAAUGCCACCUCUUAUGAAAAUAACACAUUUGUGCAGUUCACCUAUGGUCUGUCCACCAUGUCCACACUUACGCAAAGUAAACUUACACAAACUACCUCUACUACUGCUAAUACUACUACUGCUACAACUACAGCUACAACAACAACAGCUGCACCCAACAUCCUAGCAUCCAUAAACCUGCCUUACAUGAUAGCCGAGCUUGUCAUAGCCUUGCUCUCCACAGUGGGCAACCUGCUGGUUUGUGUUGCGGUGGGACUAAACAGAAAGCUCCAAACAGUUACUAAUUACUUCCUGGUGUCACUAGCAGUGGCGGAUAUAUGCGUGGGUUCCCUGGCGAUUCCUUGCGCCAUUAUGACGGACCUGGGAAUUCCACGGCACAAUCUGUAUCUGUGUUUGCUAAUGUUAUCUGUGCUCAUCAUGUUAACCCAGAGUUCCAUCUUCAGCUUGCUGGCGGUCGCUGUGGAGCGUUAUGUGGCCAUUUUCAUGCCCUUCCAAUACCACCGGCUCAUGACACCUCGCAACGCAGUGCUGGUCUUGUGUGUCACUUGGACACUGGCCUUCCUGAUCGGUCUGGUGCCAUUGAUGGGCUGGCACAAGCCUCCGCCUGAGACGGGCUACUGUUUCUUCGUGUUGGUGGUGGAUAUGACCUACAUGGUCUACUUCAACUUCUUCGCCUGCGUCCUGACCCCACUGGUGGUGAUGUUCCUCAUCUACGCGCAGAUCUUCGUCACGGUCAAACGUCAGAUGAGGAGGAUUGCAGCAGAGCGGGGCGGCGCGACCAACACAGAGGGAACGGCGAAGAUGAAGAAAGAGAUGAAAAUGGCCACGUCGCUCUUUCUGGUCCUUUUCCUUUUCACGGUCUGCUGGAUUCCACUACAUAUCAUAAACUGCUUCCUGCUGCUGUGCCCCUCAUGUCCCGUUCCCCUACCACUGCUACUAACGGCCAUUAUUCUCUCCCACGCAAACUCAGCUGUUAACCCUUUUCUCUACGCCUACAAGAUGAAAACCUUCAGAAAAGCCUUCAAGGCAAUCUUUCUAUGUGGCAGGGGCAUCAGUGAUGGUGAUGAAGCAUGAUGAUGGGGGACACAACAACACACAAAGACCCUGAACACUAAACAAUUAGUCUAGUCCUAAAGUAAAGACUGAAAAGAAUGUGUAAAACCAGACCUGUAUUUUGUAUGCAUCACUCUCGUCCAUAUAUUUCUAAAGAAACAUUCUUUAAUUUGAGAGAGAAAAUACUAUUUUUUACGUACGACUUAAGACUAGGGCUGCACGAUUUGGGGUGGAUCAUAUUGAUAUUCUUCUGAUAAAACUUGUGAUUGCGUAAAAAUUAAAUUUAAACUAAAAAGCUUCAUACUAUCAAAUAUGAAUUAUUAGAGGUCAAGCACUGAAGGUGCGAUGACACCUAUUGUCGUUCUUACAGUUAUUCUUCUGUUUUUUUCUUCUUCUUCUGCUCAGGAAGUCUAUGGCAGCCAAUAGAACCACUUGCGAGAAAAUUAUGAAAUUUGGCACACUGAUAGAGGACAGUCCCAACAUUAACCACAGCUAAUUUGGAACAUCUAGCUCAAUCCAUGUAGCGCCACUUCCUGUCCAAAUUUUCACUCACGUUUAUGCUAAUAACUUUUGAAGCGUAAGGGUUAGCACCCUAUGACGUCAUUUUCCAUCAUGAAAAUUUUUCCGCCAUUUUGAAUUUUGCUCGUCCUGGACUGUUUGUCCAAUUUGUCCAAUUUUCAUGAAAAUCGAAUCAGAUCAUCUACAGACCAUGCUGGCAAAAAGUUAUCAAACGCUUUUUGACAAACCCAACCGUUCUCGAAUAACGCACAAACGAAUUUGACGAGGAGCACACAAAAUUGGACAUGAGGCUACAUCUCCACAACGCUUUAUCGUAUUGAAACCAAACUUGAUACAUGACAUCACAAGCAUGACCUAAGGCUACAUUCAGAGUCAGGAGAUUUAAAAAUAAAAUAAAAAUUGCUUAUAACUACUGAACAUUUUGCCCAAAAAACAUAAAAGUUAGAUUCGGGACAGCAUGCCAAGUCAAAUGAUAUACAAUUUUCCCAUAUCGCCCAUCUUGGGCAUCGGCCAUUUUGAAUUUUGCAGUAAAAUGCUGUAUUUUAUGAAUGCAUUAGCAUAUCACUACAAAACUCUGUAUGGGUCAUUGGCACAAUGCCCUGAAAGAGCCUGAGAAGUUUUGAGCCAGCAACACCUACUCUUAAAAUCAAAUAUUCACUUGCUUAUAACUUUAGAUUUGGAAUUUCCAUAGAUUCCUAAAUCCUUGCCAAGUCCAACCACACUAAUACAUUCCAGGUUUUGCCUAAUGGCUUGUGCAAUGUUGUGAUUUAGCGUUUAAACAACUUUUGCUUAUAUCUUUGAAACCGUUUAACCAUCCAAUCGAGACAAAACCACUGUAGGAAAAUCAGAAACAUAGGUUGUUGCUAAUUUGCUAAUUGCCAAAUGUCAAAAUUUUGAUAAUAAGUGGCAAAUAAAUGCAAUCAAAGUCAGGUGUGGGUCAUUUUCUGUGUGCAUACAUAUAAAUCUGUAUAACUCCUAAACGAAAUUAGGUAUUUUCACCAAAUUUGACACGGUUAUGUAUGGGGGCACUCUGAGGACACACACAAAAAAAAAGCAGUGGGACAAUAAUUGAACAAAACAUGAAAUUGGCUCUAACUACAGUACCAUUGGCUGAUUGACUUCAAAACUGACAUGCAGUGUCUUUGUCUCAGUUGCUAUCAAUGUCCAUUAUGACACUGGUGUACCUUGAAAAACAUGGCCGUCUUUUUAAAUACAAUAUUACAUUAAAAGUGCAAGCAGUGAUGAAAGGGCCCUUGCACAUGGGGCCACCGCCACCCAGUAGCCUCAGGAAAACAGUAAAUAGUGGGUGACAUGCAUAUAAGCGAGUAAAUAUAGGAGAAAUAUGGCAGUCAUUUCGACGUGCCACACUUCCUGCUGCCAACAGGUGGUGCUUUGACUAUAACUGACUGAAUAUUGCAAUGUAGAUGUCUUCAGGCCAGGACUGUUAUCAAACAUGUGAAGUUUGGAGCAGAUCGGACAUUGUAUGCCUGAGUUACAACAACUUCCUGUUUCAUGGGGUUAAUCGCAUACUUUAGCACUUAGCCAAGUGUUGCAUGAGUUAACGUGUUUCUAGCAUGUUUGGUACUUCAUGGCAUAUACAAAUGUGUUUCUGGGAGAGAAUUACAAUGCAAAGCAUGCCACUUCUUGUUUCCAGCAGGUGGCGCUAUGACUAACUUAAUAUAUUGGCAUAUAGAUGUAUUUAGGCCAGGACUCUUAUCACACGUGUGAAGUUUGGGGACAGAUCAGACAUUGUAUUCCU
This is a messenger RNA of Megalobrama amblycephala (Wuchang bream), 4232 nucleotides long. Its product is annotated as adenosine receptor A1-like. The transcript has 2 exons. Gene Ontology annotation, biological process: G protein-coupled adenosine receptor signaling pathway; vasodilation; adenylate cyclase-activating G protein-coupled receptor signaling pathway. Lineage: Eukaryota; Metazoa; Chordata; Actinopteri; Cypriniformes; Xenocyprididae. The record is from RefSeq and is a predicted model, not a curated record. Bases 836 to 1975 code for a protein of 379 amino acids. Gene Ontology annotation, cellular component: membrane. Gene Ontology annotation, molecular function: G protein-coupled adenosine receptor activity.